This is a messenger RNA of Anneissia japonica, 4500 nucleotides long. RefSeq names its product atlastin-2-like. The coding region runs from base 135 to 1682 and encodes 515 amino acids. Lineage: Eukaryota; Metazoa; Echinodermata; Crinoidea; Comatulida; Comatulidae. The transcript is spliced from 12 exons. Gene Ontology annotation, biological process: protein homooligomerization; endoplasmic reticulum organization. The record is from RefSeq and is a predicted model, not a curated record. Gene Ontology annotation, molecular function: GTP binding; GTPase activity.
CGUCGAUUUAUGCGCAACACAUUGGACAUGGUGAUGAAAGUUUCGAAAUUUGGCUGGUCUUAUGUUUAUUGAAUAACUGUGAUUAAAUAAAUCCUUUUGUAAAAAUUGUUAAAGAAUAACAUACAUGAUUAAACAUGCCUGCCUUACAGGAAGUAGCAGCAUCUGGAGUUCCCCUUCAGGUUGUCAAGGUGACAGAUGACCAUACGUUUGAACUGUGUGAAGAUGUUCUGGAGAGCAUUCUACUGCAGGAUCACGUAAAGGGCAAGAAAGUGGUUGUUCUGUCGGUUGCCGGUGCCUUCCGCAAGGGGAAAUCUUUCCUGUUGGAUUUUUUUCUCAGAUACCUGUCAGAAAGGGGCUCAGAGGAUUGGAUGGGAAGUAACGAUGAACCCUUGACCGGUUUCUCAUGGCGUGGUGGUUCAGACCGUGAAACCACAGGUAUCUGGAUGUGGAGUGAUGUAUUCAUUUGUCCUGGGCCAAAUGAUAAAGAUGUUGCAGUACUUCUGAUGGAUACCCAAGGUGCCUUUGACACCGAGUCAACAGUGAAGGAUUGUGCCACCGUCUUUGCUCUUAGCACUAUGCUUAGCUCUGUACAGGUUUACAACUUGAGCAUGAAUAUUCAAGAGGAUGAUCUUCAGCAUCUUCAACUGUUCACAGAGUAUGGAAGACUUGCAAUGGAAGACAACGAUUUUAAACCAUUUCAGAAUUUGAUGUUCCUCGUUCGAGACUGGAGCUAUCCAUACGAAGCAGAGUAUGGACUUACAGGUGGUCAACAAAUUCUUGAUAAGCGUUUACAGAUCAAAGAAAAUCAACACAAAGAACUAGAGACAGUAAGAAAACAUAUAAAAGAUUUGUUUAAGGAAGUUCAGUGUUUUCUUAUGCCUCAUCCUGGGCUUAAAGUUGCUAGUAAUCCUAAAUUUGAUGGUCGUUUAAGAGAUAUAUCAGAUGAUUUUCGCGAUGAAUUAAAAGUUCUAGCACCUCACCUUCUCUCUAGUGCAAACUUAGCUGUAAAGGAGAUUAAUGGGGAUAUGGUUAAAUGUGCUGAUCUGGUUGAAUACUUUAAGGCAUAUAUCAAGAUUUAUCAGGGAGACGAAUUACCUGAACCAAUGUCCAUGCUGACGGCAACAGCUGAGGCUAAUAAUUUAUCAGCAGUUGCAAAAGCAAAAGCAGAUUAUAUACAACAAAUGGAAGAGAUAUGUGGAGGUGACAAGCCCUAUCUCAAUCCAGUCGACCUUGAGAAACGACAUGCAAAUGUAAAAGACAUCGUGUUGGAGCGGUUUUGGGCCAUUCCUAAAAUGGGCGGAAAAUCAUUUACUGAACCAUUUGCUGACCAAUUAGAGUUGGAAAUAAUGGAACAUUUCGACCAAUAUGUAAAACACAAUGACAGCAAGAAUUUAUUCAAUAUUGCUCGUACACCCAUCACGCUUCUCAUCGUGAUGAUCAUUAUGUAUAUUUCGUCAGCUGUCUUUGGAAUUUUUGGUAUAUAUUCGCUAUCAAAUAUGGCCAAUUUGAUACUUGGACUGUCUCUGCUUCUGAUAUGCGCAUGGGGUUAUGUAAAGUACUCAGGAACGUAUCCUAAUGUCGGAGUUCAAAUUGACGGAAUUGCCGAAAAGAUUUGGGUCCAGAUUCUUGGACCAAUGUACAAAAAGGCAAGAGGUUCUGGCAGAGAAGAGAAGAGAGAUUAGAUUUAAAAGAUAUUACACACACACAAAAAAAAUAAAAGCAAACAAAAAAAAUACAAGCCUUUUUAUUGAAUUAUGAAGCAGCUCAUAACCAUCAUUCAAUUUUUAUAUAGUGUGAAUUAAAAAAAUAACUAUAGAUCUGAAAAUAUAAUAUGAAUGGAAUAAUACUUAAUAAAUUGAAAUCCCAUGUAUCCCAUAAUAGGUUCCAUUUUUGUUGAGGAAUGGGGGGAUUUGGUAUUAUUGGUAACUUUUUAACUGCUGUAAGCUACCACUAUUGGAUUUUACUUCAACACAAGUUCACCAUUUGAUACAGGUCUCCCUAAGACCUAUCCAAUUAACGAUCACCACUAAAUCAAGACCACUUUUUUUGGGUCCCAAAGCAAAAAAUAUCUUUCAUCUUCAUUAUUCUAGUUAGAGACCAAUGGUGCUUUAAAAGACCAUGAAAACCCUGGUUUCAUGUGUGGUCUUUAAUUAGAGGGAGACCUGUGUACUGAAUUCUGUUGUACUGUAUGUUUAUAUUAUAUUUAUAAAUAUUCACAAAUAUUUAAAUAAUAAUUUAAAAAUCAUAAUAGAAUAAAUAUGCACAAUUAUGAAAUUCUUUUUUGAUAACAAUUAAAUCUGAUAACUUGCAAAAAUAAUGAAAGUUUUGUGGGUUGUUUUUAAAAGAAUAAUCUUAAAAAUUACUGGGUUUUGUUUUUACUUUUGUUUUUCGGCCUACUUUUUGUCCAUGCUCCAUGCUACAGUAGACUUUGAAGGCGUUCAACCUGAAUAGCCAUAGUGUGCUUGAUUUGAGCGUAAGUGUGACAAUGACGAAGUGUAACGAUGCAUAUGAUUUUCAAGGCUGUCUCUGCCGAUGUUAUUAUUCACCGAUGUAUUCAAAUGAUCAUGAAUGAGACUGCUCAUAGGGUAAGAAAUUGAGAUUUUUGCCAGCUACAUUGUGUUAUUGUGAAAACAUAACUGUGAAAUUACAAUUCUCCUCUGAAGCAAGAUAAAAUGCAAAAUCAUCUUGGGUUGUACUCAGUGUAGAAUCUGUAGCAUGGUGUUGAAAAUAAUUACAUGGAUGUAGAUUCAAAUCCUGUAAAAACAAUUUUUAUUUUUAACUAAAAUAAUAUCUCCCUUAUAGGCCUCAUAAUUGAUUAUGUUUCUAGAGCAUUACUAUAGUUAAGUCCCAUCGAUUAUAUUUAUCACUAAGCACCUUUAUACCAGUACACAUAUAGCAAAAAUAUAUAAGAUAUUGUAAUUCUCAAAAUUGAUAUUGCAGCUGGAUGGGUUUUUUUUUUAAUUGUUUGAUACAAUACUUAAUGUCAGCUUGUUCACUGUUUUGAAAUUGAAGAAUGGACAAGUAAGCCUUGUGGAAGCACAUAUAAUAUAUUGAGUAUCCCAGAAACCAAAUGAAUUUGCAUGUUGGGCAUGCUAGACCCAAAGACCAAUAAUAAUAAAUGCACUUAUUACUUUCUUUGAUUUUGAAAUACCAAACUUCAUUAUUAUAUGGUCUGGAUAUAGAUAUUGUUAUGAAAAAUAUAUUUUAAUCUGUAUUAUAAUCACAAUUUUCUCAUUUUUCUUUUAUUUUGUCGUCUUAAAUGCAAGAACAAUUAAUUAUAUUUUAGUAGUUGUAGCUUCUGCAAAUACGCUUGUCCAUGAAUGUCCUUUUAUUUUUGUCCAGACUCUAUUUCCUAUUUUAAAGAAAUAAUGUCCACUAAAAUAUUUUCAAAGACAAAUACUAAUGAUUAAAAUAACUUAUAACUUUUUGUAAAUUAUUAUUUCAAUAGAGGAAAAUAUUUUUUUUUAAGACUAACGCUCUGUCCACACUAUGUGCCCAAUAUGGGCAUGAAGAUGUCAUGAUUACACCUAAAUGUCACAUUUGUCACAUACAAUUUGAAAGUGUGGAUGGACCUUAAGAUGUUAUCUUUGUUUUUGAAUAGCGUAGUAUGUUUUCAGAGAUUAAAAUAAAUGUUAAAUAAACAGAGAUGUUUUACAGAUUAUACCCGUAGUGUUUCAGCUUCCUAAAUAUUAACCAUGCUCUCUUUGUAAGCCCACAUGCUGGUAGUGUAUUCACAUUUACAUUUCACUUGGUGGUUCAUUUGUUUUUGUGCAGACAGUAUCUGUAAUGAGAAUAAGAAUAUUUGAAAUGGUCUUUAGUAGGAUCAUAUAAUAGUCAGGGGUGGUGCCACAGGAGGGCUGGCCCAUGUUGGGAAUCAAAAAUAUAAUCAGUUGGGGAUGAAAAAAAAAGAUGUUUUUUUUACAUGUUAGUAAACUCUAAAAUUGAUUAAAUAAGCCUGUGAAACCUCUAAUAUUAUUAUAGUUUUAGCAGGUUCACCCCUGGACCACUUCAGAAAGAUUUUGACCAACGCCCACCCCACACAACUUGCGCUUCUGUCUUGGGCAUCAGUCAGGCAAAUACUGGUGCCAUCCAUGAUAAUAAUAUACAUUUUUUUGUGGUCAAUCCGUAAUACCUACAACACAAUAUUUAUAAUAUGUAGUUACUGGUAAGUUAAUACUACUUUCGGCAACCGCUGAAUGAUGCCAACAAAAACAACUUUAAGAGUGAAUGAUAGAAAUGUUCAACUUGGUAGAUAUACUUAAAAGAUGUGACAUCCGAGUUUAACCAUGUAAAAAUAUUUUCCUCAGUUGUAUAGGUUAGGGAGAUGACUGUAAAUAAUAACUUAACAACCCAGUGAAGAAGAGUUAAAUUUUUUUGUCAUAUAGAAGCAUGCUUGAGGUAAAGAAUGAUAAGUGUGAAUGGUCAGACCAAAUUCGAUUUUUGGUGGUUGGUUUGAUGUGAUUUGAAGCUCAGCUUGUUAAAUAAAUUGAAACAAGUCAA